Cottoperca gobio is the source of this 3866-nucleotide messenger RNA. It is a transcript of the gene pskh1, whose product is annotated as protein serine kinase H1. The record is from RefSeq and is a predicted model, not a curated record. The transcript has 4 exons. Gene Ontology annotation, biological process: protein phosphorylation. The coding region runs from base 1064 to 2374 and encodes 436 amino acids. NCBI's taxonomy places the organism in Eukaryota, Metazoa, Chordata, Actinopteri, Perciformes, Bovichtidae. Gene Ontology annotation, molecular function: protein kinase activity; ATP binding.
GUGGUCCUCCUAGGCGAAAAACACCGUUCUGAAAAGCAACCGACGGGGCAACUUUGCAACUUUGCAUGCUUUUGUACAGUCCCUUCAGCUUCAAAACCAACCAUGAAGUUCCGGAAUUGACAAAAAAAUGUCGCUAACAAAUAAAAUGACGGAUUUUACGUGUUUGUCCUCAAGAGUAAAGUUGGGAAACUACGAGGUGAAAACUGAGAGCCCAGCUGAGUGAGAGUGGGGUGAGGAGGCUGGAUUUGGCAAAGUUGGAAGUCCUGCCCUGCUGCUAGCAGGCUAGUUAGCAUGCUUAGACACUUCGCUAUCUCGGAUAAGUAAUGAGAGCUCCCCUCCGCUGUUCUCCAGCCUGUGAUUCUCCAGGGGAGCUGCUUUAUCUGUGGCAAGACCGCUGCUGACAUCGCAGCUUCCCGCAAUGGAUCGGAGCAUAGUUGAUGAUCUUAUUUUCUGUGGAAGUUCUGCCUGAAUCUUUCUGAAUUUCUCCUCAAGGCAAUUGCACUUAAGGCUGUUUUCCAGAACCUCUCUCACUCCCCUGCCCUGAUCAAUCAUUGUUGUCCCAUGAGCGUCCAUACUAGCUGUACUCCUUCAGUUUUCUCAUCAGUCAUUCAACGUAUUACUUCAUCUGAGAUGGGGCCCUGGUAGGUUCUUCAAGAGGCUUGAGGUACCCCCCUGCCUGCCGACUGUGCAGCCUGUCUGUGCGUGAGACUCACCGGCACAGGGCUGUAAAAGAAUACUGUCACAAAAAGACAACCAGUGAUCCAGUACAGUGCUGAUGGAGCCGAGACACACAACGUGCUUGCCCAGAAUAUAUUCAUGAACUCUUGGACUUUUUUUAACUGGACUUAAGUGGAUGUAUCGGUGUAUUCAUGAACUGUGACUGCUGAUGCCAGCUCAUUGGGACUUGAGUGGGUGUAAUCAGCUUUAUUCAUGAACCCUCUGUCUGAGUGUGGGUACAGCCUGGAUGUUGGUGCCCUGAGUGUGUUGAAUCAGCUGUUGCGGUGAUGAAGCAGGGCUCCUGGUGGCCUGUGUGGCUCGCUGGGCAGCGGCCCAAAGUAAUGUGAUGGGGUGCAGGAACAGUAAGGUCCUCCCUGAGCCUCCAGGGGAUGUUCAGUUGGACCUGGUCAAAAAGGUUGAUCCUCCCCAACCUCCUCAGACAGAUAUCUAUAAGCACUUCAUACGAGGAGAUGGCACUAGGAGCAAGAUGGGCGGGGCCGGUGGAGGGGGAGGUGACAAGGCUGACUCCACCUCCCCAUAUCAGGCCCAGGCCCAAGCUGCCACUCCCACCGCUUCCGCCCAGCCCCCAAAGGACCCGUCCGAUCUGUCGGACCCUCAGCGGAAGAAGGUGGCAAAAUAUCGAGCCAAGUUUGACCCCCGGGUCACAGCCAAGUACGACAUCAAAGCUCUGAUAGGUCGCGGAAGUUUUAGCCGGGUUGUUCGCGUGGAGCACAAGAGCACGCGGCAGCCGUACGCCAUCAAAAUGAUCGAGACCCGUUACCGGGAGGGGAGGGAGGUGUGCGAGUCAGAGCUGUGUGUUCUGCGACGCGUCCGUCAUACCAAUAUAAUCCAGUUGAUGGAGGUCUUUGAGACUGCAGAACGUGUCUACAUGGUGAUGGAGCUGGCUACCGGAGGAGAGCUAUUCGACCGGAUCAUUGCUCGUGGCUCUUUCACGGAGCGGGACGCCACGAAGGUGCUGCAGAUGGUGCUGGAUGGCGUCAAGUAUCUCCACACUUUGGGGAUCACUCACAGAGACCUGAAGCCAGAGAACCUGCUCUACUACCACCCUGGAGCCGAUUCUAAGAUCAUCAUCACUGACUUUGGUUUGGCCAGUAGCAGGAAGAAGGGAGACGAGUGUCUGAUGAAGACCACCUGCGGCACGCCAGAGUACAUCGCCCCUGAGAUCCUGGUGAGGAAGCCCUACACAAACGCUGUAGACAUGUGGGCGCUGGGGGUGAUAUCGUACAUCCUGCUGAGCGGAACCAUGCCCUUCGAGGACGACAACCGCAUGAGGCUUUACCGGCAGAUCCUCAAGGGGAAGUACAGCUUCUCUGGAGAGCCGUGGCCCAGCGUGUCCAACCUGGCCAAAGACUUUGUGGAGCGCAUUCUGACGGUGGACCCCAGCGAGCGGCUCACAGCCGGCCAGGCCUUCAAGCACCCCUGGGUCGUCAGCAUGGCCGCCUCCUCCUCCAUGAAGAACCUACAGCGCUGCAUAUCUCAGAACCUCCUGAAGCGGGCAUCCUCGCGCUGCCACAGCACCAAGUCGGCACAGUCCACUCGCUCCAGCCGCUCCACCAAAUCCAACAAAGCCCGGCGGGUGCGAGAGAAGGAGCUGCGUGAGCUGAACCGUCGCUAUCAGCAGCAGUACAAUGGCUGAAACAGGGACUGUGACAGCCAGCGACUGUCGCGGACCUUAUAUUUUAUGGGGAAACAGCACUACAAUGACUGAACUUUUACAAUGACUAUCACCAUUUGAAGUUGCUGCCAGUGUUUGAGGCCAAAAUGGCUUCAAGUCAUUACCUUUUAAAAAAAAAAAGAAAAAAAAAAAAAAAAAAAAGAGGACAAUGACUUGACUAAUCCAUGGCUACCAGCAGAAGUAGAACUAAGGUGAGAAAAGUAACCGCUGCCAGUUGAGAGCUCUGGCAGCGUGUCUCCCGAUGAGCACAGAAAAGGACACACCAGUAAAGUUUUUGAACUCCAAAAGGUUACAUCAUCUCUCCAUCUAUUCCUUCACUUUUUCUCUGGCAGGAUGGUGCCUUCCACUCCUAUUGCUUUUGUUUCUUUCAAUCCCUGUGUCUCUACAUGUUUAUUUAUUAUUGUUGACAUGAUUAUUAGUCUCCAUUCAAAUGGUCACUGGAUAAUGACCUUCCACGAGGAUCUGUUGAACAGAGUUCUGGGUACUGAAGUUUCUAAGAAGAAAGGGAGACUUUAAGAAGAGGGGGAAACAAAUUCCCCUCGACCAUUCCUCAUUGAAAAUUGCUGUGAAUUUAUUAUUGUACUUAUUGUACAGACCUUGUCUUAAGAUGUGGGUAAUGCAAGCACACUGCAACGAAACCAGAAGGUCAAAAUGAAGGCGUAUUUUUUAUUAGUCAAUUUUAAGCUUCUCUCAUCUUGCCAUUAUUGCUCUGUUAAUAUCAUUGUUCCAAAGCUGUCAAAAGAUUGUGAAGCUGUUUUGUGUUAAAUCUUCAAUGCAUUGUAUUAGACCAUAGGCCACACGCUCCCAAUGACUUUUAUACAUCAAUAGAUUCAACCAUGAAGGAACUGCUACGAUCUCUUUGUGUUGAACAGCAGUACUCUAAUGACUCCCUGUCUGUAAGAGUAUGUGGCCCCUUUAGUGUGUUACAGUGCAGUAGCUCUAAGGCAGAAAAAACAACCCUCCUCCAUUUGCAUACUACACUCAUGACCAAAAUGAAGGAAACCACUGAAGAUAAUGAGGAGCAUGUAGAGGUGAAUCAAAUGAACAUUCGUAUGUGUGAUUAGAAAAGAUUCUGUAUUACAAAACCUGACGUUUGCGACCACGCUGGUUUUCUUUAGUGUGGAAAGUCUACUUUUUGCCUGUAAGUGCACUUAAAUCUGAAUAUAUUCCACAGGCCUAGAGAUGAACUCUAGUUUAUCAAAUCCACAAUAUUGAUGGUAAAAGAACAAUAUAUUGUUGCUCUCUGUUGUCAGCAUCCUUGCAUAAUAAGGUUCUGUGACGACUGUGACUCUGAGCCUUUAAUGUAAUGGCAACAAACUGAAAUGACACUAGACUAGGGAUUUUGUUUUUUGUAAUAUUGUGUUAUACUUUCAAUGGUAAAAGGAUGUAUUACAGUAAAGUGCCUUUUCUGAAUUUAUUAAACCAUUUCAAGCAAAGUGAAAUUAAUAAUGAA